AUUGACACACAACACAAAACUGUCAGUGUCUUAUCACUGCAAUCACAUCGACUUGUUUCGCUGCAAGUUACGUUUGGUCGCGUUUUCUUAAACGAAACCGACUCAUAUAUACCGAACAAUGUUCAAUUAAAUAGAUAAAGUAAACGUGAAACCUACAAUCAUGUUUAACAAACCUUAUAAUAAAGUGAAAUUCCAAGACCAACAAUUGGAUGACUAUGUACUUGAGAAUUCAGUUCUAAAAAGUAAAUUACAAAGUAAGAUUGAUGCUCUAUCAAUAAUGAACAGAGAGCUUGACAAGUGCAGUAUGGAAAGGGACAGGUACAAGGUUUUGGUAGAACAGCUUACAUGCAAGAAGACAGCCCCUGUUAAAUCUAGCCUAGACCCUAAUAAUGUCGCCUACAGACUAACCCCAACUAACACUAUCAGAGGUGGUGAAAUGCUUGCUAAAACACAGGACCUUAACAAUAUGCUAAAGUUAGAGGUGGAAACAUUAAAAAGUAAACUGGAUGAAGCCACAGGAGAUAUAUUGGCAUUGAGAAAGCAGUUACAGAAGAGAGAGAGUCCUAAUGAUGAAGUCAGUGGCAAUAAGAAGUUGUCCACUAUAUUCACCUAUUCUCAUAAGGACUAUGAGCAGUUGGUGAUAGAACUUGAGAAAUUCCAAAAGAAGUAUCAACAAAUACAGCUUGAUUAUAGAGCGACCUUAGAUGAGAAAGAGGAAUUGGUUUCCGACAGAGAUUAUUAUAAGAACAAAGUACAAAGACUAAGCCAUCAAAUCAGCUACAUACUGUCCAGUAGAGCCAAACUACAGGAUGGCGAUGAAAUUGAUCCACCAAAGCCCUUAGUCGAUAUAGAUGCUUUAGUUACUGAGAAUAAAUACCUGCAUGAAAGAAUAACUCAGUUGCAAGUGGAAAAAGAAAUUUUGAAGAGAACACUAACCAAAUACAAGACUCUACUUGACAAUAGGAGUAAGAACUACACUAUGCAUAUCAAAAAAGGUUUUGCUGAUGUCAUGACACAAAAACAAGUGAGAGAAUUUUUGGACAAUGUUAAUUCUAAAACUGGAUUGAAGCAGAGUUCAGCAGCUGAAUUAAAAUCUCUGUGUCUGGGGUUAUUCGAGGCUCUCAAUGACAAGUCUGUGGCACUGCAACAUCAAAGGAAAACUAAUCAAAUUUUAGCCAACAGAAUAACAGAACUCGAAAAAACGUUAGAAAGUUGGUGUAAUGGUCAAAAAUACAUUCCAAUAUUUCCAUCACAAAUGCUAUUAGAUGAGAUCUUGACAGAUUCUGGUUCCGUCAAAUCUAAUGAUUCUAAAGACCAGCUGAAAACAAAUGACAGUUCAGAUUAUAACAGAAGCAAGUAUUCAGAUAGUGAUGACGAAAUGGCUAAAGGAAGUAGUGAGGGAUCGUCCGGGGAUCUGAGAAAAACAUAUGACGGAACUGAAUAUCAAGAAAAUGGCAACGGACGAAGCAUUACCAAAACCGAACUACCCCAGGACUUACAAGAAUUGGUCAAAGAAGCACUUGCAGAACUAAAGCCUUCUGGACAGGUCAAUUAGACAAUUCCUUUGCAAUGUUAAGUACAAUGUUUUGAGAGCUAUUUAUUAAGUUUGUAAUUUGUGAUAAUCACUGUACCAAAGAAAAUUAUCUUAAAUCAUUCUAGUCUAUUCAAUAUCAAUUAUCUAGUCUGUUAUUAUUGAUGUAUGUUUAAUUAUUGUUAUUGCAUUUUUAUGUUGUGUAUAUUAUAUGAUAUCAUGAUCAAAA
This is a messenger RNA of Trichoplusia ni (cabbage looper), 1760 nucleotides long. RefSeq names its product coiled-coil domain-containing protein 149. The coding region runs from base 161 to 1555 and encodes 464 amino acids. The record is from RefSeq and is a predicted model, not a curated record. Lineage: Eukaryota; Metazoa; Arthropoda; Insecta; Lepidoptera; Noctuidae. The transcript has 7 exons.